GUCAAAAUGACAGUUAUCAAAACUCAAGAAGGCAGUGAAGUGCAGGAGUGCAUUGAAUGUAGCAUAAUAUUUUUAGAUGUAGAAAGUAGGUGUCUGCUACUUAUUUAUUUUAAAAAUCGUGCACGGAACAGGUUAGGAUAGUACGAUUUAAUAUGCAGAACAACCCCCAGCAGCUUUCAUGGCAGGCGAUACAGGCUAUUGUCGGGGUUAAACUUCCGUCGAAUGUAUUAAGGUUUGAUGAUAUUGGUUUUCAUCUAGUGAAUAAUUCUGCCUCCAGUGCAGAGGAUUCCGAUUCAGAUGUCGAAAUUAUUGAAAAUGAAUGGGAAUCAGACAAUAACGUAUCCUCGAAACCUGAAAAUUCUGAUAAUGAAAAAAUGUCGCCUGAUAGGGUUGAAAGCGAGUCACCUAUCUUACAUCUUAUAGAGACGGAUAAUAAUAAUUCAGGGAAAGAACUGAUUAAUUAUAGAGACUUUUUAGUCAAAAUGGAUGCCAAAGAUAUUAUGGAAAGUGAUAUACCACAGACUCAAAAUGAAGAUGCAGAUAGUUCCAAUGGGAAUGUAAUGUCAAUAGAAAAUUAUUUAGAAGUGACCUUGUCUACAGACUCCGAGGCUAGUCAUACUUGUAGCCAGUGUAAUCAGAUGUUUACCAGUGAACAGCUCCUCACUUCACACAACUGCUCUGCUAAACCAACUGAAGAAAAGAGAUACCCAUGUCAUGUGUGCUCUGAAAAGUUACCAAGUUACUGGGAAUUACGGAAACAUUUAAAUAACCACUUCCCUGGUAUGUUGGAUUCCAAGUCAAGUUUUUGUCACUUGUGCCAAAAGGAUUAUACCAAAACUGGUUUUAUGAACCACUUAAGAAAGCACACUGGUGAGCGCCCAUUUGUUUGUGAGUUAUGUCACAAGGCAUUUUCCCAAUCCAGUUCUCUAUCAAUUCACAUGAAGUUCCACUUGAAUGUCAGGAAACAUGCCUGUACUGUUUGUGAAAAGAAAUUUGUUACCAAAAGUGAACUUUCUCGACAUAUGACUGUUCACACUAAACAGAAAUCUUACUACUGUGGUGUUUGUGAUAAGGCAUUCACAAGGUCAGACAACAUGAAGAAGCAUGAGAAAACUCAUGGGUGAUUAGUAAAAUUAUAUUGUGAUCAGCAUUUUUUGUAUGCAGGUUAACUAUAGAGCUGUGCUUAAUAUUGCCUUAGAUUAUUGCAGGAUGCUUUCAUGAUCAUCUCUUAGAUUCUCCCAUUGCCAAAAAUUUAGUCAUAAAUAUUAUGUGAAUGAUAUAUUGAAUUAUACCAAAUUGAAUGUUUUCACUACCUAGUUCAUGUAUUAGUCAUAUCGUGUGUUAUUGUGAGUGUUUUUACUCUUUCGGUGUGUUGCUGUAACUGCUUUUGUGUUUAGGUUUUAUUUAUGGAUAUAUUAUGUGUGUUUUGGAUAUAAUUAAGUGUAAUUGUUAGCCUUUUCAGGUGCUCUAUUAGUUCACAUAUCUUGACACAAUGUUGCCUAUUUUAGAUAUGAUAGUGAUAUUUUUACUAAUGGAUAUAGGUCAAAUGUCCAAAGAUUCAGAUAGCCAAGCUGUAAUGUUUGUAAUGAUAAUAGAAUUAUUAGGAGUAAUAAUUUAACGGAGGCCUUCUAUAAUAAUAUGUCACAAAUUCUAACUUAUUGUUCCUGCUUUUCUAGAAAGCUUUAUAUCAAUAUAUUUUUUAUAACUUUACAUGAAAGCAUUAUAAUGCUUGUAGAGUAUACAUAACUAUACCAAAUUUUAGAUAAGAUUUUCUAAUAAUUGUACUGUGCUGAAACCAAAGCAAUAAUACUAACUACUGUGCCUAUUUCUAUACAUUUAAUGUUAAGGACUUUUCAUACCAAAUAUUAUAAUAUUGUAGAGGUUAGAUAUUUUAAUAAUUAGUGACAAUAUAAUAUAUAUAUAUAUACAAAAUAAUUUCUGACAAUAUGCCCCUAGUAUUUCAAAGUUUUACUAAGAGUAACAACCAUUAAAGUAUAUAAUAUAAUUAUGUCAAUCAAACAAAUUUAUAAUAAAAAAAUAAUGAUUUUUGAGGUGAAUUUACUUUGUAUAAGGGAUCGAUUGACUUAUCAAUUGUAUAUGACAUUUUUAUAUAUUUCCCGCUUAAAUGGUCUCAUUCUUUAGCCAUUAUGAUCAAUUAGAUUAGUUUAUUUUAGUAUUAAGUAUAUAAAGUUGAACAAGCAUCACAACAUUGUAACAGUGAAAAUAAUAUUUUUAGUUAAUGUAAUACACUUUUUAAUAUAUUUUAAUAAUGUAUAGUAAAAUAUUUAUGAUAUCUUAGAGAAAUGCUUAUCCCAAAGAUUGGCUUCGGAACCAAAGCUUUUUUAAUCUUCAUUUGUGCCACUUGGAAUUUUCUUAAACUGGUUGUUAUACCAUAAUGGAUGAUUAUAUUUAGUGUUAAGAAAAAAAAUACAUGUUAUUUCAAUUAUUUAUUGAUAAUAUUGCAAUUUGGGUACACAGUCGAUUAAGUAGAGUUAAGGUUGAGCCAAAUUAUAAUUAAACACAAAAUCUACAAGACUGACAAUAAUAUUCAGAGUAGAUAUUAACUUCAGCACAAAGUAACUUUAUUUAUUGAUGCCUUUUUAAUAUUUAAAAUGCACCUUGUUAUAAACUCAACAUGACAAUUAGAUUAACAAUUUUAUGGAAAUUUGUAAUUAUCGAUUUUAUUAAAGAGUUGUUUGUUGCAA
Molecule: messenger RNA, 2705 nt
Organism: Leptidea sinapis
Lineage: Eukaryota; Metazoa; Arthropoda; Insecta; Lepidoptera; Pieridae
Product: protein FRA10AC1 homolog
Exons: 2
Coding region: 153-1124 (323 amino acids)
Biological process (GO): regulation of transcription by RNA polymerase II; dephosphorylation
Molecular function (GO): phosphatase activity; RNA polymerase II cis-regulatory region sequence-specific DNA binding; DNA-binding transcription factor activity
Source: RefSeq, a predicted model, not a curated record